AACAGUUAAGAUGUGUCUCCUCAAGCAGAAAAAGGAAGUCGCGGAGAACUCCAAGCAUAAUCCUUCCCAGAAUUCAGUAGGAUCAUCACCAAAGUCACCCACUGCCGCAUAUGCGAUGUUUAUGCAUCGCGAAGAGUUGAGACGCAAAAAAGUCCAUGCAUCGCGGGCUUCUGCCACCAAACUUCAUCUGACCAGCGAGCUUAUUGCCAGGACUAAGCUGAAUAUAAGGCAGUGCAGCAACGAGGAUCUGGAGAUUCUCGCAAGGGAGACGCUCUUCAAGAAGAAUCUGCAGAGACACUUGCACUAUCGGCGCAUGCAGAUCCAUCAAUGGUUGAUGAACAAGAAAAAACUGCAAGCCAAGAAGAAAAAGUGAAAGGAAAGAAACCGAAAUUUGUUAUCAUAAGAACAGCAAAAGUGAUUAUUUAAUAGUAAAUUUUAAUAUAUAAAUUAAUUAUAAGAUAAAUAAAAUAUGCAAAAAACA
Molecule: messenger RNA, 481 nt
Organism: Drosophila ficusphila
Lineage: Eukaryota; Metazoa; Arthropoda; Insecta; Diptera; Drosophilidae
Exons: 1
Coding region: 11-373 (120 amino acids)
Source: RefSeq, a predicted model, not a curated record